AUGCCCGAACAAUCUUCUGCAUCGGUUACUGAUUCAUGUAGUAUACAUGAUUUUGAUGAAUUACUUUCAUUAGAUGAUAUAUUUGUUGAUUAUUUCAAUGAAUUUCUUCGUUCCGGUAUGUUUGUACAUAAAUUAGAAUAUAAUCGAGAAUUAAAUACAUUUAUUGAAAAACCAAAUGAUAAAUUAUUAAACCUUACUGAUGAAAAUAUUUCAAAUAUUAUUCAAAAACCAUCAAAUGAAAUUGAUACUCUUAGUGUGUUUAGUGGCUUUUCUGAUACUAUACAAUUAGAUGAAGUACCUGAUGAAAUUAUUCAAAAGACUUCAAAUUCACAAAAACUUCAUCAGGCACAGAUUAUGGAAUGGGUAAAAAAUGAACGACUUGGCCUAUUUUGGCGUACAGAACUUUAUCGACAAUAUAAAUUAUGUAAACUUUUAUUACGACCAUUAAUUACAGAAAAAGAACCAUCUGUACAUUCCAGUCAGGGAAUUGGUGGUUAUAGUCGACAGAGUGUUUAUACAGCUGCUCGAACACUUUCAACAGAGAAUUCAAAUGCAACUGCACUUGUACGAACAGCAACUGUUGAAGAAGAUGAUGAACAAGAAGAUUUAGAUCAAAGUGAACAUUCAUCAAAUUCAAAUAUGAUGUUUGAAAAUAAUAUUAUGGCUUCAGAACUUUUACGUAUGCCAAGACCAAUUUUAAGACCAGGUAGUCGAGCUUAUUCUGUACCAGCUAAUAUAGUUCGAUCUCUUUCACUCUUCUUUCCGAAUAAUCCACCGAAACAGUCUGGAAAAAUGUCAAAAAGAUCAUCAAGUUCGAAAACAAGUCAAAGAAAAUCAAUACCAAAAGAUGAUGAAAAUAUAUCAAUAAAUGAUCCAAAUGAUCCAGGAAGUUUAUCACUAUUUAGUAGUGUUAAAGUAAGAUACUUUGACGAAUCAGACAACGAUGAAGAAAAUGAAGAUAUAACAAAUUUUGGAUUGCAAGUAGAAAGUUCAAGUAGUCAAGUUAAAUAUAAACAUCUUGGUUCACAUAAAGGUAUGCAAUCAUUUGCUCAUUUUCUUCAAACAACAAAAGGUGGUUAUGAACUUUAUCGUUUUUGGAUGGAUUGUGAAUUUUUUAAAGAUACAAUGACUGGUCUUGAUCAAAUUGAAAAUGUUGUUGCACGUACACGUUUAUUUCGUGAUUUAAAUGAUGGAAAAUAUCAUUUACCAUUUAUGCGUCAUUUACAAAAUAAAAUUCGUCGUGCUUAUGCAGAAACAGCUGGUGUAUUAACACAUGAUGUGUUUUUUCAAGUACAAUAUGAUGUUUUACGUCGUCUUCGAAUGUAUUGGUCAGCAAGAUUUAUUAUUCAUGAAUUAUUUCAACAACAUCAUCAUCAUCAUUCACAUUUUCAAUUUCCUACUGAAUUAAAACAACCAGCUAAAGUUUGUCUUUAUCCUAUUGAUCAUCGAGCAAAAGCAAAUCUUGUUGAAAUGACACGUGUAUUUCUUUCAAAUGAUUAUACAACAAAUGAAAUGAUAAUUCCUGAUGUUAGAAAUGAAGAAUUUUAUGAUGAAAGUGAAGAAUCAUUUAAUAAUACAUUUAUGAGAAAAUAUACAAAUGUUAUUCGAAAAGAUAAACAAUCUGGUGGAUUGUUUUUACGUUAUAUUACAUUUAGUGAACGUCGAUUAUUACCAUUAAUAUUAUUCUGUUAUGAUGUUGAUGAUUUUCGUUAUUCAAAUCUUGAUGAUAAAAUUCUUGAAAGUCAACAUGGUUUAUCUAUUUUAAAUACUUAUUUUGGUAAUUCAGCUAAGUUAUCUCUUGAUCAAUUUAUGCCAGAUAUACAAAUAAAUCGAUGGGUUGAAACAUUUCAUCAAUUAAAAUUUGAUAAACUUUCAUUUGAACCAUUAUUUAAACGAGCAUUACUUAUUUUGAAACAUACUUGGUUACGUUGUAUAAAAGAAGAUGUUGAUAGUUUUACAGUUGCUUAUUAUAUACCAGCAUCACCUUUACAAAUAGCUUAUGAAAGUGAAGAAGAAGAAAAAGAGAUAAAUGAUGGUGAUGGUAAUGAACAACGUUCUGGUUCAUCUGUUUCAAAACGACGACUUCAACGAAUAUGUUCACCUGCUACACAAAUUCAAAUAUCAGAUGAGACAAUUUAUAUAAAACGUCCAUGGUUAGAUCGUUUUCUUUCGUCGGCAACAAGAAAACGACAAGCAGAAUUACGAAUGGAAUUAACUGAAGAAGAACGAGAACGUUUACGUGCUGAACGACUUGAACGUUUACGUAUCAGAGAAUUAAAUCGUAAGAAAGCAUUAAAAGCAGCAAGAGAAAGACGAAGACGGGCGAACGAAAAAGGCGAUGGAAGUGGUGAACGAACUCGACGAUAUCCAGGAUUUUAUAUUGAUGAAAUUUUACCUACUCCAACUGCGUCAUUAGCAAAAGAUGUUCAACGUUUAUUUCUCAAUGGUUUACAACGUCAUCUUAAAACAAACAAAACAGCAUCACCAAAACUGGAACAUAAACUUUGUCUUGUCUUUGAAAUUGCUAAGUGGAUGGAUUUAACAAAUCCAUAUGAAAAACAACAACAUAUAGAUCGUAUGAAAAAGACUUAUUUUGAUCCUCAUUCAAAACGAAAUGUUUUUCCAUUAACUGAUGAACAAAAUGAAAUAUUAAAUGCUAAUAAUGGUCGUCCAGAUCAAAUGUUAUUUGAACUAUUAUUUCGUGAUUUACGUAUUGAGUUAGAAGAAGAAUUUGUUAAUUAUUGUGAAGAUCGUAUAAAAAUAUUUGAAAUCGAUUCUAUUGAUGAUUUUAUUUCACAACCACUGGAAGAAUUAACUGCAUUAUUUAAUCGUAUAGAAGAUGGUUUGGGACUUGAUGAUGAAGAUGAAUUCGAUACAUUAUUUGGUCCUGAUGCUGAAGCAUCAGCAUCAAAUGAUGAUGGUACUGGUAAAGCAACAAAAAAACAUUAUAGUGAAUUAUAUCAAUUAUUAUCUGAUGCUACAAUUGGUCGUUUUAAUGAACGUUUCUAUUAUUUUUAUGCAUAUUUAACACAUUGGGUUGAUGCAAAAAAAGCACCGUAUUUAGAUCAAGAUUUUUUAUUUUGUAUCGAUGUUAGUCGUUUAAAAGAAAUUGCUAAUGAUGCUACAUUACAAUCGAAAUUACGAUAUAUAAUUGAAACAUAUUUAGAAUCGACAAUCGCAACAAAUAAUUAUACAUGUCGUCUUGAUCUAACAAAUGUUGAUUUACAAGUUCGUAUGUUACGUGCAUUGCAAAAAUCAAUACAAGCAAAUAUACAUGAUUUUAGUUCGUUAGAAGAAGCACGAACAACUUUAAUUAAAGAUGUACUUGUUUAUUAUUAUGCAGGUUUUAAAGCUUAUUUAGUACGUAUGGAUUUAAGUAAAAAACGACCAAAAUAUAUUGUUAAAUUACAAGAAAAAUUAGCUCUUCAUCAACAAUUAAGUGCUUCUAGAUUAGAUAAAACAAGUACUACACGUUCUACACCAUCACUACCAAAUAAAAAUAUACCACCAACAAUACGAAAAGCACCAUCAGGUACAUCUAAACAGCAAAAAUUAGAAUCCACAGCACCAGCUGAUAUAACAACCGUGACUAAAACUCAAUAUUUACUUAAUGAAAGAACAAAAGCAUUUGAAACAUUGGCACCAAUUAAAGCUAAUGAUGUCGCUUUUCCAGAUAUUAGUAAAACAACAGGACAAGGAUCUGCAGCAACUAGUAAAUUACGUACUGCUGCUAGUCAAGAUGCACAAGGAACAAGUACAGACAGAUUAAAUAGUGAAAAAGAAAAAAAAGAACAUCGAGGACCUGUUACUAUUCAAUAUACAUUAACAAGUGGACUUAUUAUUAAAUAUUCCGAUGGAAGAUCAGCUGUUGAAGGAGCACAUAGUGGAUCUGGUGUUUCAUUACAACAACCACGAGAGAGUGUUACUUAUUCAGCAGGAAGUAUAAAUGAUUGA
This is a messenger RNA of Adineta steineri, 3954 nucleotides long. Lineage: Eukaryota; Metazoa; Rotifera; Eurotatoria; Adinetida; Adinetidae. The record is from the annotation of a GenBank genome assembly.